Rotaria sp. Silwood2 is the source of this 519-nucleotide messenger RNA. The record is from the annotation of a GenBank genome assembly. Lineage: Eukaryota; Metazoa; Rotifera; Eurotatoria; Philodinida; Philodinidae.
AUGAUUACUCGAAUAGAAACUCUACCUAAUGAAAUUCUUUUUCAUAUGUUUUCUUGUUUAUCAUGGCCUGAUAUGUUAAUAUCUUUAUGGUCAUUAAAUAUUCGUUUUAAUUCUCUUGUGUGUUCAGUUCUUUCAAUAAAUGACAAUAGAUCGAAUAGUGGUAUUCUUAUUAGCCAAGGUUCAUCUUAUAAUAAAUGUUCUUCAAUAUUAUUUCCAUUGAUUAUAAAUUCAUCAUCUCUUUCUUCUUCUAUUCAACGAAUUCAUUUGGAUGAAACAAAUUCAAUAACUUGUGAUCUUAUUUAUGAAUGGUUGUUUAACGAGAAAAAAUUCUUUCAUUUUCCUAAUCUUAAAUCACUUAUUCUUACGCGAUGUGGAUCAAUUGAACCAGUAGUUCGAAGUUUAUUUUAUCUUAUUGAACAUCAAUUAGAUGAACUUACAUUGACAUUUGAUCAGCAAGUGUUCAGACGGUUUUUUUAUGAAAAAAAAUAUGCGCGAGUGAUUUCGGGUACAGGUAAUUAA